Loa loa (African eye worm) is the source of this 729-nucleotide messenger RNA. Its product is annotated as ShTK domain-containing protein. The coding region runs from base 1 to 729 and encodes 242 amino acids. The transcript is spliced from 5 exons. The record is from RefSeq and is a predicted model, not a curated record. NCBI's taxonomy places the organism in Eukaryota, Metazoa, Nematoda, Chromadorea, Rhabditida, Onchocercidae.
AUGGCUUUAGCAUUACCUUUAAUUAUUAGUCUUUUGAUGGUGCAGACUACAAAUUCGCAAGCAGAUCAGUGUGAUUGUGAUAAUGAUUACAAUUCACCAUUUUGUGAUGGGAUUGAAAACAAAGAAAAAGAAUGUUUCGUGGAUGGUAAUAAAGAAAAAUUAUCAGCAAAAGGUACGCAUUGUGCAAAAAGCUGUGAAACAUGCUGUAAGCUGCCACGUUUUCAAUGUAACGAUCGUGGAGUGCGCUUAGAUUGUGAUAAAAUCAAAACAAGUGGCUUAUGUAAGACCAAAAAUGGAGUACUCCUAUCACUGUUCAGUGCAGAAUGUCCUAAAACAUGUGGUCUAUGUGGCCAAGAAUGUAUCGAUAGUAACACUGUAAUUUGUCGCAUUCUCAAAUCAAACUGUGAAAAUGAAGAAUCAAAAAGACUAUGUCCCAAAACGUGCAAUGUUUGUCGACCAAUAAAUAUUUGUUUCGACAUGACAGAAAAGUGUUCAUCACUGAAAAAUAAUUGCAAUGAUCCAAAGCUGAAGCCUCUAAUGCAAUUAUCAUGCAAUGAAACAUGCGGUUUCUGCCAUACCGAAUCCUCAACAGUAAAGCCGAACUGGAUUGAUCAUCAAUGUGUUGAUGCUGAUUCAAGAUGUGCUAUCUGGGCAGCUAAUGGAUUUUGUACAAAUUCAUUCUACAAGUCACUGGUUAAAAAUUGCCCGAAAUCAUGUCGUCUAUGUUGA